Molecule: messenger RNA, 1186 nt
Organism: Pteronotus mesoamericanus
Lineage: Eukaryota; Metazoa; Chordata; Mammalia; Chiroptera; Mormoopidae
Gene: CUNH1orf210
Product: chromosome unknown C1orf210 homolog
Exons: 4
Coding region: 185-526 (113 amino acids)
Source: RefSeq, a predicted model, not a curated record
UGUCUGCCUGAUCCGGCCGGAAGCUUCCUCCACUGGCUUGUACACAGUUUCUACAGGUCCCUUCUUACCCUGGAUACUCCUCCCCAGGAUCUGCAUCCCAGGGCUGCCUGGCGCCUGGGGAUCUCCUUGGAGCCAGGGCUUUUCUGAUCGCGGCCGAGGCUCACGGGUGUCUUCCAGCCACUCCAUGAGUGAGACAAAUCAAACCACUGUGGGGCCUUCGGAGCUCCCCACAGCAUCAGCCACGUCCCCUGGGCCAGGCUCCGCCGCCCGGGCAUGGCCUGUGCUGUUGGGGGUUGUGCUCGGAGCCGUGUUCCUUUCUGUCCUCAUUGCACUUGUUGCCAAAUGCCACCUCUGCCACAAAUACCUCACCAGCUACCAGCACCGCCGGCUGCCAGAGACAAGGAAGGGGAUCUGUCCGGAGAUGGGUGAAGAUGAGGAUGAUGAUGGCUUCAUUGAGGACAAUUACAUUCAACCUGGGGCCGGCGGGCUGGGGACGGAGGGUAGCAGGAGCCACUUCUCCCUCUGAGCCCCUCUCUUUGGAUGCCCCCUGCCCAGUCAUGUCUGACAGCUCAAGGACAGCGAGUCUCCAGGGGGCUAUGGAACCUCAGGGACAGCGGUGGCUAGGGUUUAAGGGCUAACCAGGCUUUGAGCAAUUUUUCCCCUUUGACACUAGCCACCAAAGUGACGAUGACCCUCUCUCGCUCAGUGACCCUCAGUGGCUCCCUGCUCUUCUCAGGAUAAAGCCUACCAAGGGCCUAACUCUGGAAAUAAGGCCUCUGUCAGCCUCUUGGUUUCCUUUCUUGCCGUUCCCUAUUAUUCUCCCUCCUUAACUAUUUAGUAUUAUAUACCGGAUGAUAGCAUUUAGCAGAUGAAAAUCAGUGUGCCAAGUUUCUUACUGAAAUUUUUUCCUAUCAAUAAAGUGGAUAAUCUAAGUGGUUAUAAUAUAUUCUGUUUUUCACAGGCAUAACUAAAUCUAUUUUCAUUUCAAGUAAGAAUUUAAAAUGUGCUCAAUUUUUUUUUCUGGAACUGGAACUUAUGCAUAAAAAUGUUCCUUGUCUGGUUGCUGGGAGAUGCUGCUCCAGGGAGCCCCUCCCUCUCAUGAAACCCUGUGAGCUGCUUCUCUACCAUCCUCCUCCUCCUCACCACGUUUUACUUUCAUCACUAUUGCAAUUUGCACUUGCUCCUG